AGGGAGAGUUCCGGGAGGAACAGCGCAACUGCAGCGCUGUAUCAUCCUGCCAGCCAACCAGCCUCCACCCAGAACUCAGCGACUCAGCACCUCCGGCUCCUGAAGAAGAAGCAUUUUUCAGAUACUGCCUUUCAACAUGGCAUCCAUCGGCCUGAAGAUGGUUAACUCCCUCUAUGAGGACGGAGGAGAAGGAAGCCCUUCCAAUCCAGAGAAAUUCAAAGGCCAAGACUUUGAGGAGCUCCGGGAAUCCCUCCUCGCUGAGAAGAAAACGUUUCAGGAUGAAACUUUCCCACCAAACCUGGAUUCUCUGGGAGAGCAGGAUGAUAUCCCAGCAGAGGAGCUUGAAAAGGUGGAGUGGCUCCGCCCCCUUGACCUUAACCCUGAUGCAUCGUUUGUCGUGGAUGGGACUUCAAGAUUUGACUUCAAGCAAGGAGACGUGGGUAAUUGCUGGUUUCUUUCAGCCAUUGGAGCUCUGACUUUUCGUAAGACGCUGAUGGCACAAGUGGUACCUAUGGAUCAAAGCUUCAGGGAAAACUAUGCUGGGAUAUUUCACUUCAGGUUUUGGAGGUUUGGAAAAUGGGUGGAUGUUGUCAUCGAUGACUUGUUGCCAACAAUCGGCAAGGUUCCCCUGUCAGUCUCCUCCACGUCUGAAAAAGAGUACUGGGCCCCCCUGCUGGAGAAAGCAUAUGCAAAGGUUUGUGGAUCUUAUGGAGACAUGAUCGCCGGCAAUCCACCCGAGGCAUUCAAGGAUUUCAGUGGAGGCGUGAGCGUGAGCUGCGAUCUGUCCGAACCCCAGCCUGACCUGUGGGACUUGAUGAACAGGGCCGUGCAGAGCAGAACUAUGAUGGGAUGUGGGACUUUUGCAGGGGAGAAAGGAGAGGAAAUCUCUGCCGAGUUUGGUCUGGUGGAAGGUCACGCCUACGGUGUGACGGGAGUCCUAGUGGUAGAAAGCUGUGAGGAACAAGUGAAACUGGUGAGAGUGUGGAACCCGUGGGGUAUGAAAGAGUGGAAUGGAGACUGGAGUGACAAGUCAAACUUGUGGGAGACAGUGAGCGAUGAGGUCAGGAGCCUGUGUAUGAAAAAGCGCGAUGAUGGAGAGUUCUGGAUGAAGAUGGACGACUUCUGUACCUAUUUUGAAGAGAUGCACAUCUGCUGUGACAGCCCCAACUUUGUGGAUGGUGAUGAAGUCUGUUUGUGGAAUUGUUCAUUAAAAGAAGGUCGCUGGGAGGCUGGGAAGUCUGCUGGAGGACCUGACUACAGCACAGAGGAGUUCUGGACAAACCCACAGUACCGUGUCACCGUGAAGGCCGUGGAGGGAGACAACGAAGGAGACAAGAACGUCUUACUGUCGCUGAUGCAGAAGCCUGAUGAAGAAUAUCGCAGAAAAAUCACAUAUCACUCCAUCGGGUUCAGUGUCUUCCUGGUGCCACCAGAGGCGCCCAAAGGACGUCUUCCGUACUCUCUCUUCAAGGACCAGGAGCCUCUAAUACUCAGUAUGUUUCAUGAGACAAGAGAGCUGAUUGAGUUCUACUGCUUGGAGCUGGGGGAGUACUUGAUCAUUCCCUGUACAUUUGAACCCAACAAGACCUCCAGCUUCAUCAUCACGAUCUACUCCAAGACUGAAGCAGAGAUGGAGUGAAGUCACCCGAGGCACAACCGAUUACAAACAGCUAAUUCUUGUCAGAGUGAUUGAGCUUUUUGACAUAUUGAGCAUUAAAUGGCACUUCUAGCCCUUUGGCUGAUACUGAACUUACUUAAAACCAUAUGUAUGCAAUCCUAAAGGACAAAUAAACCAUUCAUGAAUUCUUUUUUGACAGUAUGAUCCAUAACAUAUUAACAGAAAGAAUUGAAUUAUAUGAUAAUCUACGUAUUUGGUUGAUAUAUCAUGACACUCUAGUCCAAACAGUUGGUGCAACGAGGAGACAGUCGUCUUUCUCUGGUUAAUUUACAGGAUCUGUUGCAGGAUUAUAAUCAUGAAAGAUGCAGCAAAUUGCAGAACACCAUGCAGUUCUUAUUUGCAUUUAGAGUCAAACACAAAUAUUAGCUAUAACACCCAGAAUAAAUCAGAUAAUGUUCCUAAAUUCUAACAGAUUGGAUGGUGAAAAAAUGGAGAGUUAAUGUGGACUCUACCAUGAUCUUUACCUCUGUGAGGCUAAAUUUGUGUACCUUUUUGUUUGUAUCAUGCACAUGCAGGACAAAGCACCUGCAUGCCUUUACAUGCAGGUGAAAUGAGAUGUAUUCUUACUGCCAAUGCUUGACAUUAACCUGCAGUUUGCUGAAGUGCAGCAAUUUUCCAGUUGAGUGCAGGGAAGAGUAUACUGCUCGAGGGUGAACAUAGACAGGAAUGUUUUACACCAUCUAGAAACACUCACGCUCUCCAGAGGAAGGAUAUACAUUUUUUUUUUUACCUCAGUGAUACACCCAUUUGUCAUGAGUUGAUCUUUAGUUUUCAUUUUCCCAUGCCUUGUUUCCUCCCGGUCUGUUUUCUGUAUGAGUUAUCCUUUGUCCUCCUUUUAUUAUUAGUGAUCCACAUCUUGUGUUGUAUUCCUGUGUGUAUUUUCUCAUGUUUCUUAGUCUUGUUUUAAGAAGGAGCACAUUACUCUGAUCCUGGCCUCCCUCCACUGGCUACCUGUGCAUUUCAGAGUCAAUUCUAAGAUUCUGUUAUUUGUUUUUAAAUCUUUAAAUGGUCUGGCCCCGCCUUACCUCUCUGAGCUCCUUCACCCCUACGCUCCUGCUCGGUGCCUCAGGUCAGCUGAUCUGCUGCUUCUGGAGGUAUCGAGGGCAAAACGGAAGCUGAGAGAGGAUAGAGCUUUUUCUGU
Messenger RNA from Notolabrus celidotus (New Zealand spotty), 2819 nucleotides. Its product is annotated as calpain-2 catalytic subunit-like. Gene Ontology annotation, molecular function: calcium-dependent cysteine-type endopeptidase activity. The coding region runs from base 137 to 1639 and encodes 500 amino acids. The record is from RefSeq and is a predicted model, not a curated record. Gene Ontology annotation, biological process: proteolysis. Gene Ontology annotation, cellular component: cytoplasm. NCBI's taxonomy places the organism in Eukaryota, Metazoa, Chordata, Actinopteri, Labriformes, Labridae. The transcript has 13 exons.